UGUUAAAGUUAAAAUCAGAGGUACUAAAAAUCGCGAAUUUGCAUGAUAUCGAAAGUGGAAGAAUCUGAAUGAAAUGCUGCCAAUGCCCAAGAAAAUUCAGUGAAUUAAUUUUGAUAACAUUUCCCAAACAAUGGCUGGUUUGGAAGAGCUCGGAAUACCUGGUGGAGAAUUUCUCCGCGAGUCGUUAACAAACUGUGCUGACCCACUUGCAGCGAUAGAGGAAUUUCAAACUGACAAUGGCAUAUUAUUGCCAUCGCUAAGGCCUGCGUUACCUUUCGUGGACUUGCAUGAUAUAAAGCGACUUGAUUUCCAUUCUUCGGUUCUUGAAGAGUUACGGGAAAGACUAGUCCAGCAGAUAUCGGACGUAGCAUCUGGGGAUAAUGAAGAAAGGUACAAAAAACUGGAGAGUUUAUUGGAGAAAAGUUUCCCAGUGAUAAAGGUGAAGAGUUUAAGACCAGUAGUUAUGGCAAUCCUUAAACAUCUCCCCCAAAUUAAGGAUGAAUACUUAGAGAAGAUUCUGGACGAUAAGGAAUUAUAUGCAGAAGCAGCUACAGAAGUGAAAAGACAAAUUUGGUCGGACAAUCAGGCGCUAUUUGGAGACGAAGUUUCACCUUUGUUGUCACAAUAUAUCAAAGAAAAAGAAAAUUCCCUGUUCUCGCAUGAAAAUAGUGCUCAGACAUUUUACCUUGCAUCUCCAAAAUUAAGAAGACAGAGUGAAGUAGUUCAAAGACUUGCCGAUAUGGUCGGCAAAAAUGUCAAAUUGUAUGAUAUGGUUUUGCAGUUUUUGAGAACUCUUUUUCUAAGAACAAGAAAUAUGCAUUACUGUACUCUAAGAGCAGAACUUCUGAUGGCUCUUCAUGACCAGGAAGUUAAUGACAUCUGUUCUAUAGACCCCUGUCAUAAGUUUACUUGGUGUGUUGAUGCAUGCAUUAGAGAUAAAUUCAUUGACAGUAAGAGAUCCAGAGAGUUGCAAGGCUUUUUGGAUGGAAUCAGAAGAGGACAGGAAUUUGUUCUUGGGGAUCUUUCCAUGGUGCUGUGUGACCCAUUCUCCAUGAAUACAGUUGGGCUCUCGAUGAUGAGGAACUUGCAGCACUGUUUAAAUAAUGAGUCUUUGCCAAGGGAUAGCUCUGAGAUUGUGUUGCUGGUGAGGAUGAUGGGACUUGGUCUAGGGUCUUGGGACAUGAUUGACAGCCAGCUCUUUAGGGAACCAAAAUUGGAAUCAUCACUGUUCACCAAGUUCUUGCCCAUGAUAUCUUCGCUAAUGGUGGAGGACCACACACGGGUCCUGUCGGCCAAGCUACCGGAGGAGCCACCCCUUAGUGCCACCCCUCCCUCUGAUCUGUUUCUGACUUUUGUUAAAGAGAAUCCCAUAGCCAGCUUCACAACUCUCUACUAUUCUUUGCAGGUGACCAGGAUGAAGGACAGGGUGGCAGCGUGUAACAUUAUCCCCGUUCUUGUACAUUGUGAAAACGAGCGUGCUUACGAAGAUACCUUUCUGCACUCUCUCAUCUCAUUCCUCAUCGCCAUGUCUGAUGAAUUCGCUCACGACGAUUUCUGCAGUGUUGUGUUUGAUGAUUAUCUCCUUCCUGGCAUAUCUAGAGAAAAUGUUUUCCGUCAUCUUCUUCGUCUGCUGUGGUACAUACACCCCAAAGUUCCACAGGGUCGACUGCAGGCCAUCUUGGAUGGCACACUGCCCAACAAUGAGCACAGUGAAUGUGUUCACACUAUUUACCAACAACUGACAGACAAAAUCAAUGCCUGGCAGCCAAGUCCAGCAACUCCGCAGGAACAGCUCGACUCACCGCUCAUGAGUGUACCUACACCAGCUCCUCUGUAGACCUGAACGGAUAGAAAAUAGUUCCAACAAAACAAAGUAGAGACUGAUAAGAGACUCUCAUGGUGUGGAAUAACAAAUCAUUGUACACUUGAUUGAUGAGUCAAAAAAUUAAUGUGUUCAAUUUUAAGAUAAUAAAUCAUUGUUAGAAUCUCAACUUCAAUAUUAAGUUUUUUUUACUUUGUUUAAAUGUUGUGAGGGGUUGAAUUGAAUAAAUAAGUUGUUUUUUGUAAGUUUGGAAUGCCAUCCACAAUUUUUUUUGAGAAAUCUUCCUUAAGUCGUUUAAAUGUAAUAGUGCAAGUGAAAUGUUUAUGCUGCACUAUAAAACUGCCAAAGUGGCAUCUUUAUGUUCGCCUCUUUUCAUUAUUCCAUCAUGAUACAUGGGUGUAAUUUUAAUUUGUAAUUUGAAUAUGUAAUUUUCUUUGCUUAUUAACAGAUUUUUUUCAAGAUGAAUUGGCUAGUUUUAUACAGUCAUACACUUUCAGCAAAGUUAUGGUUCUUUGACUUUAACAGUAAAUAUCUAAAUUCAUUUAAAAGUUUCACCAACUUCUUGCAGACACCAAUCUAACUUUACACAGUAUACGUGAUUUACAAAUCAAAUUUAAGUUUGAGUUUCAUAGGGGUAUAUCAAAUUUCAUUAGAAUUUUUAACCUUGGACUUUUAAAUUUUUGUUCUUCUUCAAAUUUCAAAGGUUUCGCAUGUAGUUGAGCAGAUUUUUUAGCACGCAUCUCUCUAUUUUGAUGAAUUCACUUUGACUUGUAAUACUUUAAACUUGCCUGCAGGUGUGACAAUUGUGUCAUACUGACACGUCUAGAUUUUGCUAUGCCGGAUGCAUACUAACAUUUACUACUGGGAAGUGAGGGAUAGAUAGAUAGUUUCCUGUCCUAGUAAAACAUUGACCUCUUCUCUGAUUAAAUUGAAACCUGAACACCACUCUUAAACGUACAUUUCAUAAACUUGAUACCAAAAUCUUUUCAUUCAUAUUCUAUUUUUAGAACAAGGCGGUAUAAUAUUCUCAAAGUUUCAAAGAAAGAAACUUAACUAUAAUUUUUUAUUUUUAUUUUGGGCAACUUAAUAAUGUUUGUGCUGAAAACUGUAUUCAUCCUAUUGAGCGUUUCUUCUGGUAAGCACGACUAGCUCAUUUUUGAAACCACUGCGAUUAUGGCCCCCAUCCAACCAUUAAUGUAAUACAUGUAGUACUAUGGGGAGAAACAAAUGCCUGUUCAACCUCAGUACUGCAUUAAAUUUCAUGGUGCAUGUUAUUUCAGGUCAAGGCUUUUUAUUAAUUAAUUUUCUAAGUCUUUGGGGUAUUUAAAAUGAUGAUAAUGGCACUGUCAUUGUAUAACCACAGAAGGAAUUGGAAUGGUAUACCGGUACUUAUUGUAUUAUUAUGCAACAUUCUGCAAGAACUAUACAGCAAUACAUGUGUAUUGUGGUUACAUUGUGUUUGGUUGUUAAAAAACAAAAACAUAACAUAUUGGUGCUUUCUCCACUAUCAAUCACAAGACUGAUUUACAUAAAACAGAAUCUGAUGAAUAGAUUAAGUGUGAGUGAUGACUUUCACAGAUUAAUUAUUCUCUGGGGGGGGUUAAUGAGGCGCCCUAUCACUUCCCUAUGGGUCCAGACCCACCCAAAUGUCUUAAUUCCAAAGUCCCUAGGGAAAAAAAAAACAUCUUGUGGGAGGAAGUUUACAAAGCCUUCUGGGAUUUUAGUACUGCCGCGUACAUGUACUUUGUGGUUGUGGUGAUUUAAGAAGGUCGGGGCUCAUUAAUGUUUUUUUUGGGAAGAAGUCGUUGAAUUGGUUGUUAAUUUGGCCACACCUCUUGUUAUCUGCAAGUUUAAGUUUGUGUAAUUAAAACGUGCAAUGUGUAAAGACCCUGAUAUAUGCAGGUGUUUGUCACUUCGUCUCAAGUAAUUUUCCUCGAGAUAAAAUGAACGACUCUGGUUCAAACAUCAACCAAUAGGAGGGGUUUAUACAUUUAUUUUGAUAAUAAAUGGUAUAAAGGGUUGCCAAGAUUACAUUUUAAAAAAAACAAAGUCUCUGAUGCAGUCUGUGUAUCUGUUUCUUGUUAAUUGUUUUUGACACGCAGCGUUUCUAAAUGUUUAAUUCAUUAUAGCGCUGUUUUGUCCCCUUGAUCCCGUCAGAGUCGCUUCUUUAUUUUUCAAGAUCACUAGUACUCUUUCUGGUUAAUGUUUCGCCAUUGUUAUAUAGAAAAACACAAUUGAACAAGAUUUGCAUAACAAGUUUUGCCUUUCACUCUCUGUCAUAUAAAUUGUUUGAUUUUAAAAAUGUCCACAGAGUAUGCGUUAUUAAAGCUAUAAGAGCAUUGCUAUUUUAAAACAUCAAUCAUAAAUUGCAUGAACUCGAUUCAUCUUGCAAAGGGGAGUAGAAUAUGACUAUUGGCUAGGGGAUUGGGACCUUACAAAUUGUUUGUGUUUAGUAUCACACCUGCUUUGCGAGAUCACCUGUUCAACAGCGAACCGUACACAACUACUGGUAAACCCUGCAGACAGAUUACAGACAGAUUGCUCAUACCAGGCUAUGCUUUGAUUUUAAACCAAUUCAUGUUGGGCCUAAUCUUGAUUUCAAAAUAUGCACGUUUAUAAAUUUAGCACAUGUAUAUUUAAUCUAGAUCUAACUAUGAGAAAUAUUUGUUUGAAACAAUGGGACAUUUAAACUAGAAUAAAUAUAUGACAGGUUAUUUUUCAUGCAGGUGAAAUCUAUAUCAUGGAAACAGUUGCAAACAACCCUGAAGAUGGACAGACAGAAAUUCUUUUUUCUCAUGCACAAGUGGAGAGGUUCAGAGAAAAUUAUGUAUGCAGUUGUUUGAUGCAUUUCACUAUCAAAAGUUUUAUCAGCAAACUGCAAGAAGAGUGCCUCAAAAGUACAAGCAUUUACUCUGAUCUUAUAUGCAGUACUUUUUUUGUAUGCUUAUAACCAGUACUAAAAGUGAAGUGUAUCCUAAGUAAUGAAGGGCGGAACAUCCAAGUCAUAUAUUUCUCAAUUAAAACCAAGUUAAUGCGUGGUGUUGUAGAAAUAUAUAGGACCCAUUAAGUACUAGCUCAUUCAAACAUUUUAAACAUAUAUCUAAUACACAUACAGUUCUUUGCGCUCGUUGAUUUUUAAUGCCAACAUUUUUUAAGAGGCCCGAUGAAUCAUUGUGCAAAUUAAGCUGUUACGGCUUAAUGAAUAUUCCUAGUCGAGGAAACGUUAAAACAAAACGAAGAUUGUACGAGAGAGAAGAUCUGGUUUAUGUAUGCAUGAAUUCAUUAUGCAUGUAUAUAGAUAUAUAACUGUACAAAACAAUUUUUCACCACAGCAAAAUCCUGUGUGCAGGCACUAAUAAGCUCAAAGUCAAAAAAAUUAAGAAACAAAGCAUAUAACAAUCACAUAUACAUGUACAAUGUCGUAACAAGCAUAUAUAUACGUAAUCCAUUGUAGAAGAAAAUAAAAAACCGAAUUAAAUUCUUGUCAUCCGUAAUCCAGGAAUAUCUUAAUGAACACGCUAGCACCUUUCUGGUUUACAAAGACAUUUAGAAAUCAGGAAUGUCAACUUGAAGACCUUCAUAUUCUAACAUUCCAGUGGUACAGGAGAAAAGUCAAACAUAAAAUUAGAUUUUCUUAACAAAAAAAUACAAUUUAAACCACAGAAACUUACAUCUCUAUACUUUCUGCCAUUUAUCAUAUCACCAAAAAAAAAUGUUUGAACAACUUGAUAAAUUUGACAAAUUCUGUCUAACAAAGCAGAACAGCUGUUUAAAUUUUUGUUGGGGUCUCUCCAGUAAAUAUGAAUUUCACUUUUAAUUAACGAGAAAUUUAAACAUGCAUGAUAUAUUUUGUUGGUUGAUAUAAAAGGGGUCACAGAGCGCAUUUGACUGUCAGUAACCAAGGAAGAUAUUUCUAAUACAUGAACAGGAAAUUUUUCAAAACCCAAAUAAAUCAGUUUCCUUAAAUUUGUCUCUAUUUGAAUAAAAUCAAACAUUUUUAUUAAAGCCAUAUAUGAAAUAAAUGUAUCGAUCAAUAUUUAGUUUUAGGUUUGAAUGUUUGCGAUAAACUUUUAUAUACUUAACGUGUAUUUUAAACAUUAAAGUAAUUCACU
Molecule: messenger RNA, 5934 nt
Organism: Magallana angulata
Lineage: Eukaryota; Metazoa; Mollusca; Bivalvia; Ostreida; Ostreidae
Product: negative elongation factor B-like
Exons: 7
Coding region: 131-1837 (568 amino acids)
Biological process (GO): negative regulation of transcription elongation by RNA polymerase II
Cellular component (GO): NELF complex; nucleus
Source: RefSeq, a predicted model, not a curated record